CUCAUUGUGACCGCGAGGGGGCAGCCCUGAGUCAGCCCACCUCUUCAUUCUCACGCCGUCUCAGCGUUUCCCCCCAAAGAAAUCUCUGCGCUUUCGUCAAAACACUGAAUGGGAAGAAAAUGUGGUCUGAAGAAGGCGAAGGCUGACCCCCACCACCGCCCACCGUUUUCAACCGAGCCACAGCCGAUCAUGGACCCGGGGAGACGCAGCAGCCGCCGACAGCAGAGACAACGGAGCACAAAGCGGUUGCAGGAAAACGUCGUUUAGCGUCUCCGACUCAUCCGCCUGACUCAGCAGCCGCAUCCAAACCCACACAGAGGAGUCUGAGUGGAGCCCCGGGUGGGCUCUGAACCCACGGAGCAACCGAGGAGCCGGAAUAAAGAAGGAGAAAAUGAGUGAGCAGAGUAUCUGCCAGGCGAGGGCCUCUGUGAUGGUCUACGACGACGCCAGUAAGAAGUGGGUGCCCAUCAAGCCCGGCCAGCAAGGCUUCAGCCGCAUCAACAUCUACCACAACACUGCCAACAACACCUUCAGAGUGGUGGGCGUCAAACUGCAGGACCAGCAGGUGGUGAUCAACUACUCCAUAGUGAAAGGCCUGAAGUACAACCAGGCGACUCCCACCUUCCAUCAAUGGCGUGAUGCUCGACAGGUUUAUGGGUUGAACUUUGCCAGUAAGGAGGAGGCCACCACCUUCUCUAAUGCCAUGCUGUUUGCCCUCAACGUCCUCAGCUCACCUGACAGCGGAGGUCCAGUGGUUCAGCGCCAAAAUGGGCCUUCCUCUGAAGAAAGUGAAGCACAGAGAAGGAUGAUGGAGCAACAUCAGAUGCAGGCCCACAAGGAGAGGGAGCGGCGGACGUCAGGUUCAGUCGUUUCCACCCUCCAAUAUAAAGUCUCCACCCCUCCCACCCACCCAGACACUCCUCCCGAGUACAGACAGUACAGAGCUAACACACUGCCGCCCUCCUACGUCCGCGUGGCCUCCUCCUCCUCCUCCUCUCCUCCCUCCUCCGUCUCCCCCUCUCAGGAGAAGGAGGUGGGGGUUGCUAGGGACAAGGCUCAGCUGUCCUCGCAGCUCUCCACCUCGUUGGCCUCAGCCUUUUCCCCCGUCCAGACGGGCGUGAAUACCCAGGGCCGACAGGUCCGCCAGAUCCCCCUGUCCCCCCCAUCAGCCGCCCGCCACCUCCAGCAACAGCAUCAGCAGGACGUAAUGCUCCCCCCCAAACACGGCACCUGGUCUGCUUCUCACAUGCAGCAGAUGUACGCCCAGUGUCCCCCUGCCUCCUCCCCUCCCGUCAUGAUGGCCAUGCCUGUGAAGCAGGGUUUGCCCCCACAGCCGGUCCUCCCGGUAGCUCACCCCCUCCCGCCCGUGAGCACCAGGAUGAAGCCCCCCCCUCUUGAUCCUAGCACUGUGACAUACCCCCAGCACCACGCUCAGUCCAACGGCCAGCCAGACGAUUGCUACUCUCCUCACUCUCAGCAUCUUCCACUCACGCCACAGUACUGCGAGGCCAUCCCCCUGCCCCCCCUGUUAGGCCAACCAGCCGGGGGCCCCGCUCACCAGCCCCAGUACCAGUCCUCCUUCCACCCUCAGCAGCAUCCACAGCAGCAGCAGCAGCUUUACCACCAGCAGCCCCCCAUCACCACAUCCUCCUCUUCCUCGCCCCCUUCUUACACUGCCAUGUCAGAUGGGGGCUCACCCAAGAAGACCCCCUCCCCUGUCCCGCAGCCGGCCUCCAUGGCCAGCAGCAGCCCUCCUGUCUCUGCAGGGCACCCUGCAAUGCUUUCUGUGGCGCCUCCUCCUUCUGCAGCUCCAGCACCCAUGUCUGGUCCUCCAGCACCGCCGCCACCUCCGGGUCCACCGCCGCCAAUGGCGGUGCCCCCACCCAUGCCCCCUCCGCUCCCUGCUGGUGGAGGGCCUCCUGGCGCUCCUCCUGGGAUGCAGCACCAACCUUCAGGACUGGCUGCAGCUCUGGCUGGAGCCAAACUACGGAGAGUGAACAGGGAUGAAAGCAGUCCACCUGGUUCUGGUGGAAAAAGUGACUCCAACAGGUCCAGUGGCGGCAGCGGCGGUGGUGGGGAGGGACUCAUGCAAGAGAUGAAUGCCUUACUAGCUCGAAGACGAAAAGCUUCGGAGAAACCCGAUGAAGAUGACUUGAGUGGCCGAGGGUCAGGGCAGCAGAACUCAACAGAUGCUGUAAAGAAGCCAUGGGAACGGUCCAACUCAACAGAUAAGUCUUCGCUCGUGUCAAGAGUGAGGCCUGUCGGCACCGGAGAAGGCGACACGGAGUUUGACAAGAUGAAACAGGAAAUUUUGGAUGAAGUGGUACGGGAGUUGCAUAAGGUCAAAGAUGAAAUCAUUAAUGCCAUAAGACAAGAGAUCGGCAGAAUCAGUACAUCCUAAUCUCAUCCCAGCGCGCAGAUGGAGGAGCGGGAGAAGAGCGACAGGAGGAGCUGGAGGCGCAGAUGCACAGACACGAGGACCAGAGAAUGUUCUCUCAAUGUUUCUGUGACCUGGCAAUGCCGCGCUAACCGUUGCAGAGACGUUGUGCCAACAUUAAAGACUUUUGGGGAAAAAAGAACAAAGAGGUGACAUCAGGAAGCAGGGCUCAUGCAAAUGAGCAGCUGACGGACGGAGGGAGAAACAUGAACUAAAAGAUCAAGCGAGAAUGAACUGACAUUCGGUAUUGAGUUUGGUGUCGUGGUCCUCUCUGUGCACCUAGACUCAGUCAGCCCAAGGUUGCAGCUCUUUGUUCUCUGUUCAGUCUUAAGAAGAAAAUAUUUUUCGUUUUCUAAGUUUUUACUGUUUUAUUAUUUAAAAACUGUGGUGAUAUUGAUGAGUAUUUUAUGGAUAUUAUAGAAGGACAAAGGAAUCUUGCACACCAUUUAUGUCAGUCUUUUAUAUUUUUCUGGUGGGUUUUUUUUGUGUUUCCCCCUCUAAAAUUAUUAAUGAAGCACAAUCCGGGCAUACUGGUGCUGUAGAUCCAUCUGCCCUUUAACCAUAAAAAAAAAAGAGGAAAAACCUUUCAUAACCUUCCUCCUGCCGGUGUUGUGCGUCAAACCUUUUCAAAAGGAAAAAAAUCGGUUCAUCUUUGAAGGAUAAUUAGCUGCUAAAAUUACCUCUGAUCCUCGUAUUCAUUACCAAUUAACAGUGAAUCAAACAGCAUGCAAUACAGCCAACUCCCGUUCACAAAGCAGGCCCAUAACUGUACAUGUGCCACCUGGUUUUUUCCUCGUAAAUCCGUGACCCUCUUCUCUGUUAGAUCCUCCAGUUUGCAUGAAACUCAGUCUAUGGAUUUUUUUUAAUGCUUUCAAAAUAAAACUCAAAAACACACAUAUACACAAAUGGUGGUACAUUUACUAUCUCUGUUUGUUUCAAUGAAACUUCUUUUAAAUGAGAUGUUAAAUUAUAGUAAAAAUAAAAAAUAGAGGAAGAUGUUGCUCUGGCCUUGAGAAGAAUGUACUGUGAGGUAAUGUGAGGGUUUGUGACGGUGGCUAAAUGUUUCUCCACGGGAAGGAUUUAGUUGAAUUUGCAUUCUGUCUGCGCUCAGCAAAGUUCUGUUUUGCAAACUGGAAGUAAAUUCAUCCGAAGACAAACCAA
This is a messenger RNA of Oryzias latipes (Japanese medaka), 3598 nucleotides long. It is a transcript of the gene evla, whose product is annotated as Enah/Vasp-like a. The record is from RefSeq and is a predicted model, not a curated record. Gene Ontology annotation, molecular function: actin binding; profilin binding; SH3 domain binding. Gene Ontology annotation, biological process: protein homotetramerization; positive regulation of actin filament polymerization; actin polymerization or depolymerization. Gene Ontology annotation, cellular component: cytoskeleton. Lineage: Eukaryota; Metazoa; Chordata; Actinopteri; Beloniformes; Adrianichthyidae.